UUUAAACUUUCACCGUCCAAGAAUUGUAAAAUGGCGGGUGUGAAUGCAAAGAAGAAGAAAACAGCCACUAACAGUAGUGUCAGACCCAGAAAUGAAGACUCUGAAUCAGAAGCCCCAAGUAUGUCGGCUUCUGAAGGCUUUGACUACCUACAGAACCAGAACAAAGAGGAAAGGUUAGAGAUUAGGCGAGGGUACAGGAAGCUGAUGGAGCAGCUCCAUGAUCAGAAACAUGACAUGAUCAACCCUGAAUCCACAUGUCUCUCUGAUGCUUUGCAAACGGCCAAUGAUCUGAAUAAAAAUGUGCGGAUGCCUAGAGAAGGAGCAUUGGAUUCUGCAACCAUUCUCAUGAUUUCCAAUUAUGCUAGAAUGAAAGUGGACAAUUUAAAGACAGAUUUUCUCAAGUUUGAGCCAAUUGAAUAUGCAGAGAAAUUGAUAUCGUUCAUAAACCAGGAUCAACCUCGGCAGACGCAAGACGUUGCCAUUUCAGAAAAAGGAUGGGUCAGUUUGGGGGCAGCUUCACAGAAAUUCUUUUUGAAAUCACCAGCUUUUCAUUUCAUGGCUGGAUCAUUUGAGAGAGGGGAACCUGUGAAGAAAGUCAGACGAGUCACUGACGCUCGCAAGAGUGACAAAGAAAAUGUAUACAAGGCCACAGUCCCUAAACAGAUGAAGUCUUUUGAGGACACAGAGAAGAGUGAGGCCACUACAGCUGAAGUAGAAAAGCUGUUUGGUUUACUGCAGCAUCUGUACAAAGAGACAGAUUGUAAUCCUAUCUGUUACUUUGAGUUUGUUUUACACCCCCAGUCUUUCAGUCAGACAGUGGAGAAUAUUUUCUACACAUCGUUCCUUGUCCGGGAUGGACUAGCAAAAAUCAUUUUGGAUGAUGAGAAGUUACCAUUAAUAGAACCAAUUCAGAAUCCAGAGCAGGAGAAAGUCAGGAAAAGGAUGCCACACAAACAGGCAGUGGUCAGCAUUACUCCUCAAGAAUGGAAGGAAUUAAUAGAGGUUUACAAUAUCACGGAUCCGUUAAUUCCAACUAGAGAGUCUGUCAAGCCAAACAUAGUGAAGAAAAUGAAGCAUAAGUAGUUCUAACCCAGGGUCACCAAGGUUAGUGCAAGGUCAUUGGUACUUAGGUCACCGUGUCCUUCAGCUUGGUUUAAAGAAUACUCUGUAAAUUCAGGAACAAUUCUGAAGAUAUUGUACGUACAUUUAUGGAACAAUCGCAUUUCUGUUUUUGCCUCAGGGACCUCGCCAGAAAUUAAUGGGUCAGAUGGACAUUUUCCAGGAAAUUUAAAUGUCAACAAAAGUGGAUCCAUUUUAGUGCUCAGUCCAUUCACAGUCAAAAUGCAUGUGCCAUAAACAAGCAUUGAUGCUUGAGAAUACCAGCAAAAGUAUGUGUAAAAAGCCUAAAAUCAUGGACGUCCAUGAAAAAUAAGCAAGCUGUUAAAGGUUGGAGGCAGUGUGUUGCUUGUUGUUAAACUUUUCAGUAUUUUUAUCAUUUUUAUCAGUAGAACAAGAUGUAUCUUUUAAUGUGUAUACAGAUUUUAUUCAGCUGUUGAAAUUUUCACUGUUGCAGUUCUUUUAUAGAAAAUCCAAACCCAUUCCCUGUGCUCAGUUGAUUUUGUCUUUGGGGAAGGAGUGGGAUGGGGCUAUAAAUAAAAUCUAGUCAUUAUACUUAAAAAACAAAAUAGCAUUGUUAGUUGGUAUUAACUAAAUUAUGACUGGUUUUCAGUUUUAUGUUUAGGAAUAUGAAAUAGAGGCAAACAACGCUUUAUGUUUUCAAGGUUUAGAUACAAAUAAAGGGUUUUUGUUUUAAUUGAUUUAAAAUUAAAUGAGAGAUGACUCACUUAAGUAGUGGAAAAGGGCUUCUUGUUAAUUUUGAAAGUUUAUUACAAUAUACUAGUGCAACUUGCAACUUUGUUCUUUUAAAUUCUGUAUCAUUUUAAUGUGUUUAUUUAGUUGUUUUAUAAUGUAUUAGUUCAUGCUAUAGAAAGCCUGAGGUUGUUCAUUCUGAAAAUUGAAGUUACUAUUUUAAUAAGCACUGUUAUAAUACUCUUCAUACUUGAAAACUGGAACGAUGUCACGGAAAAUUUCCAAGAUGCUUCUUAAUUUUGAUGUGUAUUUUCUUGUAAAACUAAUCUUGAUGUACUUUUACAAUUUACCGGAAUUGUGUUCAGUAUCUUGAAAAAAAAAAUCCAUAUUAUGUACAUGUAGAUUUCAGAUUAUACAGGUAUUUCCAGCAUCUUGAAAGCCAAUUGAACUGAAGGUUUUAGUGCUUUAAUAAUAAGGUCAAAGGCUACCUUUCAUCAUGAAAUACAGUUGUAUUUGUAUAUGUUAUGUUUUAUCAUAUGAGAUUCUUAAAUUAAGACAUCUACUGAAAGUUUUUUUUUCUGUUCAUAUUUUUUUUGAAACUGUGGAACAAUUUUCUAGAUAUUUUUCAGACUUUUGUAUGAUGUUUGAAAAAGUAAAGUUAAAAUUGAA
Saccostrea cuccullata (small rock oyster) is the source of this 2478-nucleotide messenger RNA. RefSeq names its product EP300-interacting inhibitor of differentiation 3-like. The record is from RefSeq and is a predicted model, not a curated record. Gene Ontology annotation, biological process: DNA repair. Gene Ontology annotation, cellular component: nucleus; Smc5-Smc6 complex. Lineage: Eukaryota; Metazoa; Mollusca; Bivalvia; Ostreida; Ostreidae.